Messenger RNA from Drosophila persimilis, 848 nucleotides. It is a transcript of the gene Tcs1, whose product is annotated as yrdC domain-containing protein, mitochondrial. The transcript has a single exon. Gene Ontology annotation, molecular function: tRNA binding; double-stranded RNA binding; nucleotidyltransferase activity. The coding region runs from base 12 to 782 and encodes 256 amino acids. Lineage: Eukaryota; Metazoa; Arthropoda; Insecta; Diptera; Drosophilidae. Gene Ontology annotation, cellular component: cytoplasm. Gene Ontology annotation, biological process: regulation of translational fidelity. The record is from RefSeq and is a predicted model, not a curated record.
UGGCGAGACUAAUGCGCAACCUACAAACAUUGCUUGUCACUCGUCUCCUUGGGCAACAAGCCUACCCCAGAUUCAGCACAAUGCAGCACCAAACAGUCGAAAAGACGAAGACUCCGGUUUGUCAAGUGGAGGAUAGAGCCGCUCUGAAGGUGGCACGUCAAUGCCUGUUGGGCGGUCAGGUGAUAGCACUGCCCACAGACACCGUCUAUGGGCUGGCAUGCGAUGCCAACAACGAGCAUGCCAUCCAACGCAUGUACGAGAUUAAGGGUAGAGACGAACACAAGCCAGUGGCCAUCUGCGUAAACAACAUUGAGGCACUGCGUCGCUACGGUCAGGCCGCCCACCUCAGCGACGAGCUGCUAACUCGUUUGCUGCCGGGCCCCCUGACCAUUGUGAUUGAGCGGACGCACGAGUUGAGCAAUCGUUUCCUGAAUCCCACCACCUCCAAAAUAGGCAUCCGCAUUCCGGACUUCCAGUUCAUACGAGCUCUGUGCUCCGUGUGGCAUGAACAGCCACUUGCCCUGACCAGUGCCAAUCGGUCUAGCGCCCCCAGCAGCCUCCAGGUGACCGAGUUCCAUUCGCUGUGGCCCCAGCUGGGCGCCGUCUUCGAUGCUGGUCAGAUUGGUCUCACUGAGGAGCGUCGCCUGGCCUCAACUGUGAUUGACUUGGCCACGCCAGGAUACUAUGAGAUCGUGCGUGCCGGAGUGGCCCUCAAACAGACCCUGCGCUUGGUGGAAGAAUAUGGGAUCAAGCCUCGCAAGGAUAUUGCACAGAUACUAUAGAAAUAUCGGUUCUCCGAUGUGUCUGCCCAAUCAAGUUAAUUUUUCUUCAAUAAAACUAUAACUUUA